Molecule: messenger RNA, 1917 nt
Organism: Anthonomus grandis grandis
Lineage: Eukaryota; Metazoa; Arthropoda; Insecta; Coleoptera; Curculionidae
Gene: TTLL15
Product: probable tubulin polyglutamylase ttll-15
Exons: 7
Coding region: 33-1754 (573 amino acids)
Biological process (GO): protein modification process
Source: RefSeq, a predicted model, not a curated record
AUCGGAAGAUGGUUCUCUUGGUACCGUUAUGAAUGGGUACUCGAGCACCAGUACGUCAGUGUAACCUGGUACUGACCGCUUUCUUGGCGUGCGGUGCCAAAGGACUAAUGUCCGUCGAUAUAGGGUAUUUUAGUUUAAGUGAGAAAAACAUGAGUGAUGAAAGGGACGAGGAAACAACCAACAGAACGAGUGAGAAAAGUGACAAUGAAAUAACCAAGGACGAAAACGAUGUUAAUAAGGUGAUUUACCGACCAAUACCUCUACCCCACGAACCACCUUUAAUAGAAAGACUCUUCUCAACAUACUGGGGCCUCUCCAUUGUCUUCGGAGGAGUCUCCAUUCUCACAAUCCUGUUCAUAGCAGCUGAUGAAUGUAGACAAUGCUUUAGCAAGGCUGGAAAUUUGGAAUAUCCAGUCUCAUUGUCGAAGAAAUUCUGGGCAUAUGGAAAAAAUAUUGAGGGCGGGCACCUUAAGGAGGUUUAUACCGUUUUGGGGAGGUUGGGCUACAAACAAGAUCAAAAUCCUGGUGAGAAUUGGGAUCUACUCUGGUCUCACGACUAUCCAUUUAGAUCUCUUAAAUCUGAACUUUAUAACCUCAAGCCGUACCAGAAAGUAAACCAUUUUCCUGGAUGCGGUUAUAUUACUAAUAAAGUUGACUUGGCGACCAGUGGGUUACCUUACAUCCCACCCGCUUUUAAACUACCAGAGCAAAAAGAACAACUCUUGGAAUACUCAAAGACGCAUCCCAAUAGGACUUUUGUGCAAAAAAACAACGACCAUAGAAAUAUUAAGAUCGAAAGGUUGCAGAACAUCGAUUUGGACAAGAGUGGUACUUUCGUGCAAGAUUUUAUUGAUAAGCCCCUCUUGAUUAACGGACAUAAGUUUGACAUUGGGAUUUAUACAAUUGUUACUUCCAUUGAUCCUUUGAGAGUGUAUAUUUAUAAUGGAGAGGCUCUAUUAAGGUUUUGUCCUCAAAAAUACUACCCAUUUGAUCCAACGAAUUUGGACAAAUAUGUUGUAGGCGACGACUACCUUCCAAUUUGGGAAGUGCCUGCGCUAGACUACUAUUACAAUCAAUUAGGUUUUGGAAUGAGAGAAAGUCUUAACGCGCAUCUACGAAGUCUGGGAAUGGAUCCCAGUAAUAUUUGGACUCAGAUUGAAGACUCCAUUAGACAGGUUUUGUUAGCAAAAGAGCCUCUGAUUGCUAACGUACUAAAAAGGUUUAAAUACAAAAGCAACUUCUUUGAAAUGAUGCGCUUCGACUUCGUUAUAGACGAAAAUCUAAAUAUUUACCUGCUGGAAGCCAAUAUGAGUCCAAACUUAUCCUCAGCUCACUUUCCACCCAACAGACUGCUAUACCAGCAAGUUUUGUAUAACGUUCUCGGAUUAGUGGGAGUAGGAGAAAGGAUACAAAAGGGUAGCUUAGAACCUAGAUCCAAAGAAGAUGAAGCGAUGAUAGUAUCAGACAAACAUUUGGCCACUUAUCCAGAAAAAUGCAACAGCCAAAUGUGCAAAACCAGCUGCGUUUCACCGGAGUGCCAGUUAUGCAAACCAUGUCUUUCGCCUGAAACUAGAAAAUAUUUGGUGCAAGCCUUUAAAGAGCAUUUGAAUCGUGGGGAUUGUAAAAGGGUGUUUCCUCCUAUAGAGUCACGUGAAGAAGCUUUAAAGCCAGUUAGUGACAAUUAUUCUGCAGAAAACCAGUUGCAUUACAAGUGGUUUAAAGGCAAAUGUCUUUUGGAUAGUACUUGGUGUUGAAACUUCUUGCCGGAAUAUAUUAGAAGCAAAUGUUUUAUUUUCCAAUAAAGUGACUUUAUUAAAUUUUUAAUUCAGAUAAAAUGUAAGAUUUUCACCAUAUUUAUUUUAUUUAUGUAUAAUGUAAAAAAUCUAGUAGUCUGUUAAUAAAAAGAGCUGUUAUUCA